CGGGGUUUAGAAACGAUGUGCUAAUGUCGCUGCUAAAGGGAAACGUUAAAUACAGAAAACGACAUUUCCCAGAAGUCCAUGUAUGGAUCCUCACGUCAUCUCAUAAAUAUAAAGCUUUCGUGGGUGUAAACAUAUCUACAAAUUCCGCCAGCUUCAUCAAAUGCUUCACAUAUCUAAUGAGCUUGACUGGCUGGUUUCAUUCCGCAGCAAAACAUCCUCUAUAAUGGUGGUAUCGAUAGCAACCGAGCGGCAUUGACCGGCGAUUUCACCAGCAGACAGCAAAAGAAAACAAAUUGCACGGCCUGGCUAGCUCUCUUGAUUUCUCCAUGGCUAGCUGGAAAACGCAAGUGGAAUAAUGAAUGUAACGAAUAAACUGCAUGGGUACCUGCUGGAACUAACGUUAGCUAACUAGCUUUAUUUAUUUGGAGUUCGUAGUGGUCGUUGCUACUGUUAGCUUGCUUGCUAACGUUAGCGCAUUCACUUGCGGAAGAUGGAAAGUGUGCGUAUAGUGGCUGGGGAGAGGAACCGAUUGGAGGUGGAUGCCCUGUCAACAUCAGUCGGAAUAUUAGACUCGGAAAUUGGACAAAUAAGAAGUGGCAGCAAGUUUUUAAAGGCCAGUGGUGGUGCACUCUUCCCCGCUGGAAAAAUAACUGCGACGGGGGAAGAUGAUGGCGGGGAGACAAAACUCUUGGGACUUGCUACCACCUCCCUACUUCACAUAGCGAUACGGAACGGGAUUUACCAAAACCAGGCUGCUAACGCCACCAGUAGUGCUGCCAAUCUCAACAUGACCACCGGUAAAACACCCAACAUCUACAGCCUCGUAUCGGUCAGCAGCACCAGCGUGAACUCGUUGUUGACCAGGAGACGGCGGCACAAGAGGAACCUCUCGGCCGCAGCUUCGACAACCUCAAGCCCUACCGCAGUCUCCUCCGUUGGGGGAGUGAGAUCCACACUGUCCGCCUCGUCUGUCAACAACACACUGAGCCUGGAUAGAAAGACCUUGCUUCGCCAGAAGCAGGCGAAACAGCUCCAGCCCAACGACAAGGCGUGGGUCCGAGCUGACCUCCAGCAGGGUUGUAUCCACGUCCAUGACCGACUCACGCCCUCCUACCCCCGGGCAGUACUAUGCACCGUGGACACCACCGCUGGGGAGAUAGCGGCUCGUCUGGGGCAGCUUGUAGGUAAAUGUGGAGGGAUACUAAGAAUGACUCGCAAAACAAGUGGUUAUGUUGACCUGAACGGUAACUGCAAUGGUAGCCAUGGGCAUAUUGACUACCAACUUGGUGUGAAUAAAAGUAACAACGUGAAGACCUCCUACCCAGGUUCUGUGAUCUCCUACUCAGGGUCAGAAGAGAACCAACCAGUCUCUCCAAUCAAGCGGCUUCAUAGCAAUACCAACCAUGCUCAAUAUUACCUGGAAACAAAUAUAUUACUUUCUGACUACAAGAUACCAAGCACCUCUUCGUCUGAGGUUUAUCUAAAUGACAGUGAGGGUGCAGACAUGGGCCUGAGUGGGGCCGACAGUUGUGGACUGUACUCAGGCUCAGACAUGGAGAGUAGCACCUUUGAUGAUUUGAGCCCCGGUGGUCCGCGGCCCAGCCAACACCGGGACUCCCUCAGUGAUGCUGCUGUCCUAGGGACAAACUCCUCAGUGCUCAGCCCGAACUUUGACUCCGCCACGGAGGAAUUGGACCCAUUUGGGAGUUCCUCAGACGAGGUUGAGCUUGACCCUUCCCCGACACACACUGCCAGCAUCCCCACUGUCACUCAGCAACAGACCCUGGAGGGGAAAUCCAUGCACGUCCCAACAACUGAUACCUGCAAAGCUCCUGACAACAGGCUAUCAAAGUCAAACCAACUAGAAGACAAAAACGCUGCUGAUGAAGGCGGGAAAACAGGUAGCACUGGAGGAGAACCCAGACUGAUCAAUCCCCCGUCAAGCUGCGGCAGUAGUGGCAGUAACUCACUGGCCCGACCUCUGACUGACAGAGCAGCUGUUGAACGUGACCUGGUCGUUUCAGGGGAGCAGAGAGGGGUCCUGGGCCCAGAGAAAGUCUCUCCAGCACCGGCCCUCUUCGCCCAGCUGCACGGUGGAGCUAUGAGGAGGCUGGAGGAUGAUGAGAAGCCUCUGCAGAUGCAGAAUGAGUACCUCUCCAAUCUGGGCUAUGGAGACCCGUGGCGGGUACAGGAGGAGGGUAUGGACCCAGAAAUAGGCUGUCUCAUACGCUUCUACGCAGGUAAGCCGCAGUGUGUGGGUGGAGCAGACCGGGUGCAGCUGACGGGUGUGUUUAAUGUGAGGAAGGGUAAGCUGGCCCUGCCUGUCAACCGGUGGUCACGACGACACGUCACCCUGAGUGGCACCUGUCUCAUCGUCUCUUCCGUCAAAUACGCUCACACCGGCAAGAUGCACAUCCUGCCCCUCAUCGGUGGAAAGGUGGAGGAGGUGAGGAGACACAGUCACUGUCUAGCCUUCAGUUCUUCUGGUCCCCAGAGUCAGACCUACUACAUCAGCUAUGACUCCUACACAGAACACCUCCGCUGGCACAGACAGGCUGCCAAGAUAGUGUCUCAGAGGGUGAGUUCUGUGGACCUGUCAUGUUGCAGUCUGGAGAAGCUGCCAUCUCAGCUGUUCUACAGCCAGGACCUGACCCACCUCAACCUCAAACACAACUAUCUGACGGGCCUCACACAUCUCACCAGGUUCUGCAGGUUGAGGAGCCUCAAUCUCUCUAACAACGCUCUGUCUGACUUCCCUCUGGCCGUGUGUGACAUCACUUCCCUGACAGAGCUCAACCUCCAAGGCAACCUUCUGACCUCUCUGCCCUCCGUGCUGGGGACCAUGCACAACCUGCAGACCCUGCUUCUGGAUGGUAACUCUCUGAACUCCCUGCCUGCUGACCUGUGCUCUCUGGAGGCCCUGACCUACCUGGGCCUGUCCUUCAACCUGUUCAGCUGCGUACCUCCAGCCCUGGAGAGGCUCAGGGGGGUGGAGAGGCUCUGUCUGGCUGGGAAUCAGCUCUCCUCCCUGGACAUGGCCGGCCUGCAGUGGCUCCCCCACCGACACAUAGAUCUCAGGUUGAACAGACUCCAGAGGGUGGUGGUUGGGGAGGCUGGUCUGCUGAGCCACGUGGCCCAGUUAGAUGUGCGGGACGCUGGGUUGGAGGAGCUUGACGUCAGGACCCUAUCCAGGCUGGAGCUCCUACGCUGUGACAGAAACACACUCACACUCCUUAGAGUCAGCGGCCUAGCACUCAAGGGCCUGCACACAGCACAAAACGAGCUGAGAGUGCUGGAGGUGUUUCCUGUUCCAGAGAGCCUCACUGUUGUGGACGUGUCCAGGAACCAUCUGGACUGUGUGCCUGACUGGGUGUGUGAGAGCACCCGACUAGAGGUCCUGGACAUCAGCCACAACAACAUCAAAGAGCUACCCAUACGGUUAUUCUGCAGUGCUAGUCUUCGUAAAGUGCUGGUGGGUUGUAACGGUCUGCGUAGACUACCUGAGCGGCUGGAGAAAUCUCAGCUCGAGGUUCUAGAUGUACAACACAACCUGCUAACUGAGCUACCACACAACCUCUUCAUUAAGGCCCAGAGCUUGCGCUACCUGAACGCAUCAGCCAAUAAGCUGGAGUGCCUCCCUCCAGCCAGCCUAUCAGAGGAGAGCUUCAGCAGCCUGCAGGAGCUGUAUCUGACCAAUAACAGCCUGACGGACAAGAGUGUCCCUCUGCUGACUGGUCACGCCCACCUCAGGGUGCUGCACCUGGCCUACAACCAGCUACAGACCUUCCCAGCCAGUAAGAUGGCUCGGUUGGAGCAGCUGGAGGAACUGGACCUCAGUGGGAACAGGCUGAGAGCGGUGCCCACCACCAUCCUGAGCUGCAGGCACAUGCACACACUCUCUGCCCACUCCAACAACAUCACUGUCUUCCCUGAGGUCCUCCAGCUUCAAGACAUGAAGGUAGGACAGCCACAACACACACUCUCUGCCCACUCCAACAACAUCACUGUCUUCCCUGAGGUCCUCCAACUUCAAGACAUGAAGGUAGGACAGACACAACACACACUCUCUGCCCACUCCAACAACAUCACUGUCUUCCCUGAGGUCCUCCAACUUCAAGACAUGAAGGUAGGACAGACACAACACACACUCUCUGCCCACUCCAACAACAUCACUGUCUUCCCUGAGGUCCUCCAACUUCAAGACAUGAAGGUAGGACAGACACAACACACACUCUCUGCCCACUCCAACAACAUCACUGUCUUCCCUGAGGUCCUCCAGCUUCAAGACAUGAAGUGUGUGGAUCUGAGCUGUAAUGAGUUGUGUGAGGUAGUCCUCCCAGAGUCUCUGCCUGCUAAACUACAGGAGCUAGACCUGACAGGCAACCCUCGCCUCAACCUGGACCACCGGAGCCUCGAGCUGCUCAAUAACAUUAGGUGUUUCCGUGUGGACCCAUCUCCCUCCUCUUUGUGUGGCAGUGAGGGGCCCGGGGAGCCUGCAGUCUGGAGCCACGGAUACACAGAGGCCUCUGGGGUCAACAACAAGCUGUGUGUAGCAGCCCUGGCGUUGGAUAGUUUCUGUGGAAGCAGGGAGGCUCUGUACGGGGUGUUUGAUGGAGACCGGAACGUUGAGGUGCCCUACCUGCUGCAAUGCACCAUGGGAGACGUGCUGGCCGAGGAACUGCACAAGAGCAAGAACCAAGAGGACUAUAUGACCAACACCUUCCUCACCAUGCAGAGGAAGUUGGGCACGGCAGGACAGAGGCUGGGAGGGUCCGCGGCCCUCUGCCACAUCCGUCAUGGCCUAGUUGCCCCAAGCGACCGUGGCGGCGGGGGCUGUUUCACGGUGACAGCGGCUAACGUGGGAAGGUGUCAAGCAGUUCUGUGUCGUGAUGGCAAGGCCCUCCCUCUCUCCACCACACACACCAUCAGACAGCAGUCAGAGUACCAAAGAGCACGCCAGCACCAUGCUAUCAUCACUGAGGACAACAAGGUGAACGGAGUGACGGACUCCACCAGGAUCAUGGGCUACUCCUUCCUGUGUCCCGCCGUGACCCCACGACCCCACGUCUCCACGGUAACCCUCACCCCGCAGGAUGAGUUCUUCAUCCUGGCCAGCCGGGGCUUGUGGGAUACCAUGUCCACCUGCGAGGCAGUGGAGGCAGUGCGUAAUGUCCCAGACUCCCUAGCAGCAGCCAAGAAGCUGUGUACGCUGGCGCAGGGCUACGGCUGUCCUGACAGUCUGUGUGCUGUGGUGGUGCAGCUGAGUAUCACUGAAGACUGCUGCUGUUGUGAACCCCCACCACCCCCACCCAGCCCCGGCCUGGAAACACAACACACACACACCGCUGGUAACACACACCACCACCCCGGAUACGGCUCAGCGGAUGGAACUCUACCAUUACCGCCUCCGGCGAUGGGGACAGGAAGUGAGGUCAGCAGUGAGGUCAGCACGUCGGAGAUGAGCAGUGAGGUGGGGUCGACGGCGUCGUCGGACGAGCCAGCCAAUCAGACGGAGAAGGGCGUGGCCCUGGGGGGUCGCGGGGGGGUGCUGGGGCGGGGAGCGGGUGUGUAUGGAGGUGGAAGAGCAUCGUUCCAGAGGCAGCACUCUGGGGCUCUGUCUGACAAUGGGCUGGACAGUGAGGAUGAGGAGCCUAUAGCUGGGGUGUUCUCUAAUGGGAGCAGAGUGGAGGUGGAGGCUGACAUACACUGUCUGAGAGCACGGGCCAGCUCUAUACCAAUACCACACACGCACCCUGACCCACACACGCACCCUGACCCGCACACGCACCCUGACCCGCACACACACCCCCCUGACCCGCACACACACCCCAACCCCAACCCUGACCCUCACACACACCCUAACACCUCUGUCACACAGCAGCCUGAGCCUUUACCUCCACCUGCCUGCCAGUCAGCCCCCACCCCACCCUCGUCCCCCCCUCAGCUGUUUCCUGACCAUCAUCCCGGCCCUGACACUAGCCCUGACCCUGUAGGAGAAGAGGAGCUGAGGGCUGUAGAGACAGACACUGUAACACCCAAACACACUGUUCAGGGACAGGAGGUGGGGCCUGGAGAGACUGGAGCAGGGUUGUGUGUGAUUAGUGGAGAGGCGCAGUUAGGUGCGGGCUCAGGCUCUAGCUCGGCCAGUAGGACUCUGGGUGGGACUCUAGGGCGUAAGGGGCGGGGUAACGGCUCGGUGGCGUGUCAGGGGCGGAGCCAGGAUGUGAUAGAGGAGGUGGGCGACGCUCCCGUCAGGAAGCAAGGAGGUUACUUCAACGCUCCGGCCCAGCCGGACCCUGACGACAAGCUCGUCAUUCCUCCCGAGCUGGAGGAGGAGAUCCGGGAGAUCAUGAAACAACAGGAGCAGAGUCAGACACACCCCCAGGGCCACCAGACACACCCCCAGUCCCUGCCUGCAGCAGAAUACUACGUCACGCCCUUCUAGCUCACCGGACCGUUCUGUUACAACCCCUUCACAGAACAUUAGACCGCGCCUGUGAAGAAUCCCUGCUACGGCUAUUAUAGAAUGUCUGGAGAGGAGUUCCCGUAUGGGUGUGUCCCAAAUGACACGCUGUUCAAUAUCCCAAUGAAUGGGAUCAGAGAUUGAGGAGUUACGGGGGAAACACACCGACCCUCCUGAAGACUGUCCUGAAGAUGCCUCAUACCUGCUAAUGGCCAGCAAUACUUGUUUUAUUCUGUUAUCAUUUUAUAUUCCUAACUAUAUGACCCCAGGAAAUACAAUGCAUUUUUAUAAACACAGGCAUUAUUUACUUGCUUCACAAGUUCAAGUUAAUAUAAUUAAUUCAUUUUUUAUAUUUUGUGAUGAAUUGAUUAAGCACUUUUUUUUAUGCAGAUACUUUUAUUUGAACUAAUUAUAAAGCUGAAUGAUACAUUCUGCUAGACUGACUGAACUAUUAUAAAGCUGAAUGAUACAUUCUGCUAGACUGACUGAACUAUUAUAAAGCUGAAUGAUACAUUCUGCUAGACUGACUGAACUAUUAUAAAGCUGAAUGAUACAUUCUGCUAGACUGACUGAACUAUUAUAAAGCUGAAUGAUACAUUCUGCUAGACUGACUGAACUAUUAUAAAGCUGAAUGAUACAUUCUGCUAGACUGACUGAACUAUUAUAAAGCUGAAUGAUACAUUCUGCUAGACUGACUGAACUAUUAUAAAGCUGAAUGAUACAUUCUGCUAGACUGACUGAACUAUUAUAAAGCUGAAUGAUACAUUCUGCUAGACUGACUGAACUAUUAUAAAGCUGAAUGAUACAUUCUGCUAGACUGACUGAACUAUUAUAAAGCUGAAUGAUACAUUCUGCUAGACUGACUGAACUAUUAUAAAGCUGAAUGAUACAUUCUGCUAGACUGACUGAACUAUUAUAAAGCUGAAUGAUACAUUCUGCUAGACUGACUGAACUAUUAUUGCUAGAGAGCUGUUUUCUUUCUGCCAGCCAGCAAGGCAGCCUGACUGGCUCCCUCCCUAAUGGCACCCUGUUCCCUAUUACAGAGCCCUGGUCAAAAGUAGUUCACUAUAUAGGGAAUUGGUUGCUAUUUGGGACAGAGACUGUGUAUGGUUGCCUGUAGGCCUCUAAAGUAGACUGAUGCCAAGAGACAAACUAAAUCCUAGGAGUUGCAUACUCUUAAGUGACCUAAUAAUUGAUGUGUAUUAAUCUUCUCUAAGAGAAAAUACUUUUUUUUAUUUCAGAAGAUUGUUGACACAGACAGAUGUCUGAGGAAAGGAGGGAGAGAUGGAUGGGGGGUUAUAGGUAGAAGUGUAAGGACUGGGGAGAACACUGGAAAGGGGGGAUACUGGUAUUACGCAGCUCAAUGAAUGUGUGGGGCCUAUGUGAUCUAAUGAACUCACUUCAACAAAGGCAUUGUUGUAUCUAAGCUAAUCACACAGGAAAGCUACUUUUUCUAUAAUAAAUCUAAAUUUUCAAAUAA
This is a messenger RNA of Salmo salar (Atlantic salmon), 7943 nucleotides long. RefSeq names its product PH domain leucine-rich repeat-containing protein phosphatase 1. Gene Ontology annotation, molecular function: protein binding. Lineage: Eukaryota; Metazoa; Chordata; Actinopteri; Salmoniformes; Salmonidae. Gene Ontology annotation, cellular component: cytoplasm. The record is from RefSeq and is a predicted model, not a curated record.